GAUUUGCAAAGAGAGUUACAAAAGUGUCGCGAUAAUAAUGAAAAAAGACUGGAUUUAAGUUCGUCAGAUAUCGUUAGUAUACCAUCAUCAAUACGUGAUUUAAUUCAGUUAACUGAAUUAUUUUUAUACAAGAAUAAGUUGACAUCACUACCAAAUGAAAUUGGUAAUUUGGUGAAUCUGACAAAGUUGGGUCUUUCCGAGAAUUCAUUAACAUCUCUUCCGGAUAGUAUAUCAGCGUUAACACAACUGGAAACGCUCGAUUUACGUCAUAACAAGCUUAGUGAAAUCCCAGCGGUGAUCUAUCAAAUCAACUCGCUAGAAACGCUCUGGUUGCGGUACAAUCGCAUCGUAUCGGUUGGUGCAGAGAUCGGUCGAUUGAAACGUCUGAAAAUGAUUGAUCUCAGAGAGAAUAAAAUACGAGAACUACCCGUUUCGAUCGGUGAUAUUCCGUCGUUGAUUGUCUGCUUGUUGUCUUAUAAUCACUUGAAAACGAUUCCCGAUGAAAUUGGGAAUUGUACUGAGUUGACUCAACUAGACCUGCAACAUAAUGAUCUCGUUUCAUUGCCCACAACAAUGGGUAAUCUGUCGAAUUUGAUUCGUUUGGGUAUUCGUUAUAAUAAACUGCGACAACUACCAUCUGGUAUCUCAAAUUGUCAUAAACUCGAAGAAUUCAUCGAUGGUAUGUUAACAUCGUUACCAAAUCUGAAAACGAUCAAUUUGAGUAGGAAUGAAUUGACAAAUUUUCCGACUGGUGGUCCACAACAGUUUGCAUCUGCAGUGACAAUCAAUAUGGAACACAAUUCAAUCAGCAAAAUUCCAUUUGGUAUUUUCGCGAAAGCGAUUGGUUUAACGAAACUAAACUUGAAAGAGAAUGCACUUACCUCAAUGCCUCUUGAUAUGGGUGAUUGGACUGCAAUGGCAGAGCUAAACUUAUCAACAAAUCAGCUGCGUGUUUUGCCAGACGACAUUGACAAGUUGAUCAAUCUCGAGGUUCUUGUUCUAAGCAAUAAUCAGCUGAAGAAGUUACCGUCACAGAUCGGUUCGUUGAAGAAACUUCGCGAACUCGAUUUGGAAGAAAAUGAACUGGAUUCAAUUCCAAGUGAAAUAGGAUUUGUUACAACACUCACGAAACUCUGGAUUCAAUCGAACAAAUUGGUCAGCCUUCCAAGAACAAUCGGAAAUUUAACGAAUCUUACGGAUCUAAGGGCUGGAGAGAAUAAUUUGACAUGCUUACCGGAAGAAAUUGGUAAUCUGGAUUCGUUAAAGAGUCUUUAUAUUAAUGACAAUUCAUCAUUGCAUAAUCUGCCAUUCGAAUUGGCACUAUGCGCAUCCUUAGAGAUUAUGUCUAUCGAGAAUUGUCCACUCUCACAAAUACCACCUGAAAUUACGGCCGGUGGACCAUCACUUGUUAUUCAGUAUCUGAAAAUGCAAGGACCAUAUAGAGGAGUGGUUAUGAAUAUGUGA
Molecule: messenger RNA, 1464 nt
Organism: Anisakis simplex (herring worm)
Lineage: Eukaryota; Metazoa; Nematoda; Chromadorea; Rhabditida; Anisakidae
Source: the annotation of a GenBank genome assembly